AACAGUCGACAUCUAAUGACCGAGGUGUACGAGGCAGGGCGGGGUCCGAGUUGUCGGGAUCCGAGGGACGAACAGAGGGAUCCGUGUAACUGCUUCACGGAGGCUCCACGGAGGACACUGAAGACCUGAAGCCGCUGACAUGAUGCUGGAGAAAGAGGAGCAGCAGCGGCUGGCGGAAGUUAUCCGUCAAUGGAAUAACAACAGACUGGACCUGUUCGAGAUCAGCCAGCCUGACGAGAACCUCGAGUUCUGCGGCGUGGUGCGCUUCUACCUCGAAGACAGCGCCGCGGCCAGCGCCGCCACAACGUGCCUGCGCGUGAGCAGCCGCGCUACCGCGCGCGAGGUCAUUGACACGCUCGCGGAGAAGUUCAGACCGGACAUGAAGAUGCUGAGCUCGUCCUUCUGCCUGAACGAGGUCCACGCCCCUGAAGAACGCAGACUGGACCUGGAGGAGAAGCCCCUGCUGGUCCAGCUGAACUGGACGUCCGACAACAGAGAGGGCCGCUUCGUCCUCCGGAGGGACGGCCCCGGGCUGGAGGGGUCAGGGGACCACCAGACAAACACUAUCGAAAAGAAGGAAAAAGGAGGAGUGAUCGAAACCUUUAAGAGAACUUUGUCGAAGAAGGAGAAGAAGAAGAAGAAAAACAAAAAAGAAGCGAUUGAGAACGGGUCAACUGAAGGCAACCGGAGCCCCUCCCAGCAUAGCCAGUCAGACCCUGCUGUGGGACUCGGAGAAGGUCAACAACUGAACCAAGUGAAGGAUCAUCUUCAACUACCAGUGGAAAUCCAGUUUUCCCCCGGAUGCGAGGAAGCCUUUAUUUCCGCCGUCAUCAACUACACCAACAGUUCGACGGUGUACUUCAAGCUGUCGCCCGCGUAUGCGCUCUACGCCACGGCCCGCUCGGCCCUGCGGCCCACCGACGCAGAGGGCCCCGCCCCCAGGGAGAAGCCCAACACAGUCACCACCAUCACAAACAGAAUGGUAGCCAUGACGGAGAAGGUCAUCCAGAAGCAGCAUACCAUGGCCGGGGCCCUCUCCUUCUGGUUGGCCAACACCUCAGAGCUGCUGAACUUCCUGCAGCAGGACGGGGCCGUAGGGCCCCUCACCGGGCAGACGCAGCAGCAGCUGUCGCACCUCGUCCACACAGCGUACAAGUAUCUAAUCCAGUGUCUACAGUGUGAACUUCGGAAACACCUGCCAACGUUCUUCUUGGAUCCGGACCAAUACGGCCCGCUGCCGGCAGGCAUCGAGAUGGUCCUGAACACCCUGAUGAACACCAUGGCUCUGCUGAGGCGCUGCCAGGUCAACCCCGCCCUCACCAUCCAGCUCUUCUCCCAGCUCUUCCACUACACCAGUGCCUGGCUCUUCAACCAGCUGAUGGGCCCCCAGGCCGGGCCCCUGGGGCUGCGCUCCCACUACUGGGGCGCGGCCCUCCGGCAGAGGCUCAGUGCCGUCGAGGGCUGGGCGGAGCGGCAGGGCCUGGAGCUGGCGGCGGACUGCCACCUGGGCCACAUCGUGCAGGCAACCAUGCUGCUCACCAUGAGCAAGUACUCGGUCCAGGACACGGAGGCGGUCCAGAAGACAUGCUUCAAGCUCAACUCCCUGCAGCUGCACACCCUGCUGACCGGCUACCUGUACGCCCCCGAAGAGCCCCGUAUACCCCUGGCUUUGAUUGACAGCGUCGUCAUGGCAGCGAAGCGCUCGGCGGACCCCCUGGUGGCCAGCGAGGGGCGGUGCCUGGAGAGGGAGGAGCGUCUGGAGCUCCGCCUCCCCUUCCUGCUCCCUGACGGAGGCUACUCGUGUGACACGGUGGGCGGGAUUCCGCCUGGCUUCACCGAAUUCUUGGAGCCAAUUUGCCGCAAAGGUCUCUGUAAGCUGACUCCCAGAGCCAACUGUCAUGGCAGUUGGAGAGUGUUCUUCAAUGAACCCAACUGCCCAACCACCAGCCUUCUGCCGACGGGGGCUCGGAGAGAACCAGAGGUGGUGGUCAUCACCCUGAGGAAGCCCCUGAACAGCGGGAUGGGCGUGAGCAUCGUGGCCGCCAGGGGUUCGGGCCAGGCUCAAAUCGGCAUUUAUAUCAAAUCCAUCGUCCAGGGGGGCCCCGCUGAAGUGGACGGGACGCUGUCUGUCGGAGACCAGUUGGUCAGCGUGGACGGCCGGAGUCUGGUGGGUCUGAACCAAGAGAGGGCAGCCAUGAUAAUGGUGCAGACGGGGCCCGUGGUGACGCUACAGGUGGCUAAACACGCUGCUAGCUGCCACGGUCUGGAGGCCCUGAUCAACCAGCCUGGCUCCGCCCCCAACACAGGUGACCGGGACUUGGGCACGCCCGGCGGCGGCCCUGCCUGGGUCGGGUGCAGCGUCCCGGGCCCCCGACCGGAGCCGCAGGCCCCCGGGGGGAGCAGGAGCCGACGGCAGCAGAACCUCCAGAGGAACCGGCUCCUGUACCGCUCCAACCCCAACAUGAGCCACUGCGUGCCUGAGGAGGUGGAGGUACCAGAGGAGCCCGCAGACGGAGGACCCACCAUCUCCACCCUCAAUCUCUGCACUGAGACGUUCCACAGGGAGUACCAGACCCUGCCGUCCUCCAGACAUCUGGACCACAGGGCAGCUGACCAAUCACAGCAGCUGCUCAGGAUCUCCCUGGGUCCGUCGGCCAGGAAGCAGAACCCCAACAUGAGGACCUUCAUGCGCCAAGCCCUGUCCCAGGAGAACCUCAGUCUGGACCCGCGGCCAGCGGAACCGUCCCACAACCCCAGCCCCUCGCUCCCUCACUGGCCCAGUGCCUCCACACACAGCCUCCUCCAAAAGCCCCCGAACCCCACCCAGAACCAGAACCCCACCCAGAACCAGCCCCAGAACCCCACCCAGUACCAGCCCCAGAACCCCACCCAGUACCAGCCCCAGAACCCCACCCAGUACCAGCCCCAGAACCCCACCCAGUACCAGCCCCAGAACCCCACCCAGUACCAGCCCCAGAAACCCACCCAGUACCACACCCAGCCCCAGGCCGAGAACCCCACCCAGAACCAGAACCCCACCCAGAACCAGCCCCAGAACCCCACCCAGAACCCCUACCAUCCCCAGAGCCUCAACCAGCCUGAGAACCCCACCCAGCCCCAGAAUCCUACACAGAGCCCCUCCAGACUCCAGAACCCCACCCAAAACCCCAUCCAGAACCCCUCAAGACCCCAGAACCCCACCCAAAGCCCCUCCAGACUCCAGAACCCCACCCAAAACCCCAUCCACAACCCCUCAAGACUCCAGAACCCCAACCAGAAUCCCAACCAUCCCCAGAACCCCUCCAGACACCAGUACCCCACCCAAAACCCCACCCAGCCCCAUAUCCCCCCCCAAAGCCCCUCCAGACCCCAUAACCCCACCCAGCCCCAGAACCCAGCCCAAAGCCCCUCCAGACCCCAGAACCACGCGCAGAACCAGAACCCCACCCAGGCCCAGAACCCAGAACCCCAGGAUGUAAAGAGCAGCGCUGGCGUGUGGAGAACCCCUCCCUCCCGGACCUCCACCCAGCCCACCCGCAUCGACAUCCCCAUAACGAGGCCCGACGCCCCGCCCAGACCGCUCCUCUCCACCUUCCAGCACCACCCUGCCCUGGGCCCCGUCCGGUCGGUCCAGGGUGGCCACCGCCCCGUCACCUCCUCCCCGCCCUCCUCCACCACCCCCACCUCCUCACCCCGACCAAGGCAGAGCGCCGCCCCCAGCCAACCACAGCGCACCGCCUCCAGUCCUCAGAGGCCCGCCCCCCCCACCCGGCACGUCUCCUUCCAGGACCCGCCCCCCGGGGCGGGGGAGGGCCUCUCCCCGGACCCCUGGCGCAGGGAGGAGCGGGAGAGGCUGCGGGAGCAGCUGGAGGAGCAGCGGCGGCGGAGGGAGCUGGAGGCGCUGGAGGAGGAGGUGAGGGAGCUGGGCGCCAGGGCGGCCCGCUCCCCGGGGGACGGCGAGAGGCUGCGCCGGCUCACCCUGGAGCUGCAGUUCCAGAGGAGGCUGCAGGAGCUGCAGCAGAACGGGGGGGAGGAGGAGGAGGAGGAGGAGGAGGAGGAGGAGUUCAGGGUGAUCCCCCAACGCACCGAGAACAGACUUGGGGAGAAAAGCCAGGUUAAGGAGCAUCAAACUACCAACCCGGCUGACCCAGAAGGACAGAGGAUGGCUCCAGAUCAAAAAUCGAUUGGAUACGGCCGUGCUUCUCAUGAGGUGGUCCCAAAAAAAAGCCAGGAAGACUCGCUCCAGAGUAUGGCGGCUCCGGAGAAACUUCCCUUUAAGGAACGCCAGCGUCUCUUCUCUCUGGGGUCAGCCUCGUAAACAACAACACCACCAACUGAAAGGCAUCAACGUUCUUCAACGGUCCAUCAACCCAUUAUGAAAACAUAGUGCACACAACAGAAAAUUUUAUAUUAUGUUUAUUGGCUGUUUUAUAGCUACUGAAAUGCUAAUGUUUUCUUGAUUGUCUCGUUUUAUUAUUAGUCGAGUAUUUUUUUUCGAAUUUAAGACAUCUAUAAUAAUUGUAAACAUCAUUUGUAUUGUUUUAUAGACUUAAUGAUUGAAAAGAAAAGUGCUAGAUGAACAAGCAAGCUACUGCCGUUUACGAUAGCAUGACAUACGAUGUAUGCUGAACAUACAGUAGAAAACAGAGGUAGAAAUGUCCAUUUAUUCUUGUACCGUUCUUACGUUUGUUUUAAAGAUCGCGCAAAGAAAAUCAAACCAUCUUAUCGUCAGUGCAUAAACAAUCCCUCUGAGACCCUUCAA
This is a messenger RNA of Gadus morhua (Atlantic cod), 4762 nucleotides long. RefSeq names its product afadin, adherens junction formation factor b (gene afdnb). The coding region runs from base 140 to 4318 and encodes 1392 amino acids. NCBI's taxonomy places the organism in Eukaryota, Metazoa, Chordata, Actinopteri, Gadiformes, Gadidae. Gene Ontology annotation, molecular function: cell adhesion molecule binding. Gene Ontology annotation, cellular component: adherens junction. The transcript is spliced from 24 exons. The record is from RefSeq and is a predicted model, not a curated record. Gene Ontology annotation, biological process: signal transduction; regulation of protein localization.